This is a messenger RNA of Anopheles cruzii, 825 nucleotides long. RefSeq lists its product as uncharacterized. The record is from RefSeq and is a predicted model, not a curated record. NCBI's taxonomy places the organism in Eukaryota, Metazoa, Arthropoda, Insecta, Diptera, Culicidae. Gene Ontology annotation, biological process: spermatogenesis. The transcript is spliced from 3 exons. The coding region runs from base 78 to 665 and encodes 195 amino acids.
CUGUUUACCAUUUUCAUUGUUUAUAACAUUUUCCUAGUGCGAUUGUCGAAAUUUAUGUAAAACACGCAAAAAGGAUAAUGGGACUCCCUGAUUUGCCGGGCCAACCGGAUGAUGAUAAAAAUUUUACGAUCGACGAGAAUCACACCAUUCAUGUGGAGCCCUUCAGCGACGAUGAAAGUGACAACGAAUCCCUCGGCGAGAAUGGUGGAUACGCAGGCUAUCAGCCACUAAGCGUUGACGAACGGGGCCACCCUACCAUGCAUCGCCGAUUGUCAGCAAUGGAUGACGAGCGAGAACUCGACGAUGAGGCCAAUUGCAUCGAGCCCGGCGAUGUGAACGGUGUCAGUGGGACAGAAUUUCUCAACGUCGACGUAUGGAAUGCCCCUCGUCCCGAUGAACUCAACAUCGACAUCGAUGCAAACAAGGCAGCCGAGAUAGUGACCGUAAUGGCGAGCAUAAAACUGCCCACGACAGCCGUUCCGGAUUGGGCCCGUGGAGUGCCGGAAGAAGAAUGGAAGGAAAAUUUACUACAGCGAAUCCGCCAACGACAGCAACCGGAAGCAGUCGAUGGGUGUAGUACAUCGGCCCCAGCAGCAGAAGCAGCAGCAGGCGCUGGCCCAUUGCCGGCACCACCACUGGACAGCGGCAGUAGUCGUACGGCGUGAUUUAUAAGAAGUACAUCCCAUUCCAUUUAUGCAAUGUUUUCCGAAAGCCGUCAUGUGCGGUCAACUUUAAUUUUACCUUGAGCGCUGGCGGAAUGCUAUUUGAAAACGUAUUUCCCUCCUUUUUUAUUGUCCUCCACCGCUUGGGCUGAUCUCGAAUAAA